Molecule: messenger RNA, 249 nt
Organism: Plasmopara halstedii
Lineage: Eukaryota; Oomycota; Peronosporomycetes; Peronosporales; Peronosporaceae
Exons: 2
Coding region: 1-249 (82 amino acids)
Source: RefSeq, a predicted model, not a curated record
AUGAUUGAGCAGAUAUGUGUGUUUUACGGGGGCUCAGAGCGCGAGAAAGGGAAUCUUAUGCAAAACCGAUGUAUGCCAGUGAGCAGCAAACACUUCGCUGAAAAAGACGGCUACGUAAAAAAUGAGGUUGUAGCGUGGACGACAAAGUUUCGCGACGUGGGAAGCUAUAAAGAUGAUACCUUGGAUAUCAUAAUUGAUGUAGGUGCAGUGGUCGGUCUCGCACUUCAUAAAACCCAAUUUUACUAUUAA